Rosa rugosa (rugosa rose) is the source of this 1376-nucleotide messenger RNA. Its product is annotated as bidirectional sugar transporter NEC1-like. The coding region runs from base 245 to 1126 and encodes 293 amino acids. The transcript is spliced from 6 exons. Gene Ontology annotation, molecular function: sugar transmembrane transporter activity. Gene Ontology annotation, biological process: carbohydrate transport. Gene Ontology annotation, cellular component: membrane. NCBI's taxonomy places the organism in Eukaryota, Viridiplantae, Streptophyta, Magnoliopsida, Rosales, Rosaceae. The record is from RefSeq and is a predicted model, not a curated record.
AUUCACAGCUAGCUCAAUUAAUUGUUGCCCACGAAACACCCAUUUCACACAUACAGUUAAUUCUUUCUCAGAGACCCAUUUCUUUCUUGUUUUUUUUCUCCCCUCUUUUCCCUUUUCUAGCCGUAUAUAUAUGAGCAGAAUGCAGGAAAUGAAGACAAGCUCUCUGAGUUUUUGAAGUGUGCCCUCAAAAGCCCCUCAAAUUCUCAGUAGUUAAAGAGCUUCACUAAUUCAUUUCAGGCCAACAAUGGUAGCCCCUGAUCCUCAUACCCUGGCCUCUGUUUUUGGCAUGCUAGGUACCCUCGUCUCCUUCCUCGUCUUGCUAGCCCCACUACCGACAUUUUAUAGGAUUUACAAGAGAAAAUCAGCAGACGGGUUCCAAUCUUUACCAUAUUCAGUGGCUUUGUUUAGUGCCAUGUUAAUGUUCUACUAUGCUUACAUCAAAGAAAAUGCUUAUUUGCUGUUGGGAAUCAAUUCCUUUGGCUCCAUCAUAGAAACUAUAUACCUUAUAGUUUACAUGAUUUACGCACCAUCAAAUUCCAGGAUUUUCACGGCAAAGCUGCUAGUCCUGUUUAACUUUUUGGCUUAUGGGGUGAUCGUGGGAGUUACAUACCAAAUCCCAAAUCCUCUUCUGCGGCUUAAAGUCAUUGGAUGGAUAAAUGUCGUCUUCUCUGUCUGUGUAUUUGCUGCCCCUCUAAGUAUUCUGAGACUGGUUAUUAGAACAAAGAGUGUGGAAUACAUGUCAUUCCCUCUAUCGUUCUGCUUAACCAUUUGUGCUGUCAUGUGGUUCUUCUAUGGCCUUUUGAUCAAGGAUUUAUUUGUAGCGGCGCCAAAUAUCUUAGGGUUUACAUUUGGGAUGGCUCAGAUGAUUUUGUUCCUGGUUUACAAGAACACUAAGAGACCCAUCUUACCAGAAUUCAAACUAAACGAGAUGCCAAACAGAGUUGCUGCAGCAAAUGAUGAAAUAAUAGUAGCAUGCGAAAGUACUACACAAACUGGGCUGAAAACAGGGGAAGGGGAGAAUAAGACUAGUUGUGAAGCUGAUGAUGAUCAUGAGAAUCAAUCACAGACCACUGAGACCAGUACUGUUACUAAUGAUAUUGAGACAAGUCCUGAAUCAAUUGUGUAACGGCGUGGCACAAACCCAGAAGGCAAUUCCUUCUGCCGAGCCGAAUGAACCGGUUCGGAUUCUGCGAUGAGCUGAAUGGAUCGACCGAUGGAGAUGAACGAUUGAGCCACAUGAGUACUCGUGAAUACUCACUGCUGCCUAAAGGAUGGAGCAGAGCUAGCACAGCUACUGUUCUUCCACCUAGCUAGGUCUAGUACACUGUUGAUUUGGUUUUCUUUUUCUUUUUCUAGUGAAUACCAUUAUUGGCCUA